Dendroctonus ponderosae (mountain pine beetle) is the source of this 2388-nucleotide messenger RNA. Its product is annotated as choline transporter-like 1. The record is from RefSeq and is a predicted model, not a curated record. The transcript has 10 exons. Gene Ontology annotation, cellular component: membrane. The coding region runs from base 86 to 2095 and encodes 669 amino acids. Lineage: Eukaryota; Metazoa; Arthropoda; Insecta; Coleoptera; Curculionidae. Gene Ontology annotation, biological process: transmembrane transport. Gene Ontology annotation, molecular function: transmembrane transporter activity.
GUUAUGUCAAAAAUGACACUAAUUUGAUGUAAGCAAACAGAGUUUUAUCCGUCUGUUAUCCGUUCAAUUGUAUUUGUUUGUAAACAUGGGCUGUGCAGACUCGAAGGAGAAGGAAUCUGAAGAGACAGAAGAGAGAACAUGCACAGAUGUUCUAUGGUUAAUUCUCUAUAUUUUGUUCUGGUUUUUGAUGGUGAUAAUUGCUGCGUUCUCUUUCGUCUAUGGCAAUCCGAUCAGAAUUAUUAAUGGCUAUGACUCAUUUGGAAAUACUUGUGGAACCAGGCACAAUCGGGUCAUGGGAAAUGUAUCACUCUCGGGACAGGACACCUCGGACAAGCCAUACCUUCUAUUCUACGACAUAAAAAACUUGGGAGAGUCCCUUAAGAUAUGCGUCAAGGAAUGCCCUAAUAAGACAAUGGACUCCGUUACUGAUAUUUACAACUACCACCGUGCAGGCGUUGAUGUCUGCAUUUACAACUUCAACUAUGAGGACCUGAAGAGCAAUAAGAUUGACCAAAAACUAUUGUCUGCUCCUUUAGGGCCCUGCCCUACCCUUCCAGUGUUUGAAGGGAAACCCGUUUUAAGUCGAUGUGUGCCCAAACAUGUGAAGGAAGUAGCAGAAGCUAUUCUGAGCAAUUUCUAUGAUUUGCUCAAUGGCUGGGACACUUUAGAGCAGAUUUUAAGGGACCUGUACCACACUUGGCAGGAAAUCCUAGGGCUUGCAGUAUUGUCUUUGGUGAUUUCAUUAUUGACCAUCACAAUUCUGCACUGUUUGGCGCACAUCAUUUCCUAUUUCAUUAUGAUUGGAUUCAGUAUUGCUAGUAUAGGAGGCACAGCCUAUUUAUGGUACACAUACUUUGAUAUUAAAAGGGGUUUGGAUCGGACUGAGCAAUUGGAAAAGUACAGCCUUUUAGUGGAAUCUGUACGCAAUGAAACCGCCUUUUUCUGGUAUGCUAUUGUAGCUACUGUUAUAACAGUGGUCAUUCUGUUGAUCGUCUUAUUCAUGAGGAAACAAGUUGAUUUUUUGGCCAAUUUAUUCAAAGAGACGUCCAAGUGCCUCAUGCAUCUGCCCGGCCUGUUCUUCCAACCACUGUUAACUUUCUUUUUUCUUGCAAUGUUUUUUAUGUUUUGGAUAUUUGUAGUGCUGUGUUUGGCUACGGCAAGCUACCCGGGAACAGAAGUGAUUUCUGGGGUUCGUGUUGAUGGAAAAGGAUCGAUUGGCUCGGGGCCCUUUACGCCACCGCCGGCCAACUCGAAUGAAAGAAACAUAUCCUUUGUGGAGAAGCUAACCAAUCUGAAAGUAGUCGAAUACGUGGAUGCCGGCUGGAUAAAGGGGAUGUGGUGGGUUUACUUUAUCGGACUAAUCUGGACGUCCGAGUUCAUCAUGGCAUGCCAACAGAUGGUGAUAGCUGGGGCGGUGGCCCAUUGGUUCUAUCGGCACAAAUAUAAGAGUAACGAUCAUGUGUGCUACUCGAUCGGCAAGCUCAUCAAGUACCAUUUAGGAUCGGUGGCUUUGGGAUCGUUGAUCAUCACCAUCUUUAAAAUACCAAGGCUGCUUCUGAUGUAUCUGCAUGAACGGUUCACAAGAAAUAAGGAAAAAGGCAACGAAUGUGCCUCUUGCGGCUUGAAAUGUUGCAUUUGUUGCUUCUACUGCUUGGAGAAAUUUAUUAGGUAUUUGAAUCACAAUGCGUACACCGUCAUUGCCAUUGAUGGCUCCAAUUUCUGCAAAGCAGCAGGAACGGCCUUUGAAGUGUUAACGUCUCACGCACUCCAAGUGGCGACUAUUAACAGUCUGGGCGACUUCAUCCUCUUCCUAGGCAAAUGCUUUGUAACUGCCGUGACGGGCGUUGUGGGCUUGGCUCUAUUCAGAAGGAAUCCGCAGCUGAGUUUCUACGCAGCCCCCACUCUGCUAGUUUGCAUCUUCGCUUUCUUUGUCGCACAUUGCGUGCUCUCACUGUAUGAGAUGGUGUUGGAUACUGUUUACUUGUGUAUGUGCCAAAGUGGGGAUGCCCCGGAUGGCAUCCAAAUGCAGAAUCUCGGUGUGACCAAUAAUGGAAAUACUCAACCCCAAAGUACUGAACUGGAACCAAUGAACUAGCGCGGGGGGUAUUUCGCCUUUAUUCGCUAUUUUAGGUAGGUAAUCCAUCAUGGUACCUUAUCGCACACAGUUCUUCCAACCCGAAACAAAUACGUCAUCUUAGCAUUCUUCGGGUAACAAAAUAUCGAACAAGUGCCCGAAUAUAGGGCAAAGCACGGGUUGAAAUAUUCCUGCAUGGUAUGCUCAGCAAGUAUUAUUUUAAGUUGUUCCCUACGUACAUUUAAUAUUUUUUACUCGAUUGUUUAGCACCCAAGUGCACAUUUCAUAUUUGCAAUAAAUGGUAAUUAAACGCA